AUGGCCCCAGUUCCCGAGACAGACCCUGCUGUCUAUGCGCAGUAUCAGACCAAAUGGUCCGAGCUUCCAAGCACCGAAGAUGCGUGGCUGGCUAGAGCCCAGGAGGUCGCCAAGGUGCUGGCCCAGGACGCUGCUCUGAGAGACCAGGAGAACAGGUCGCCGCGCGCUGAAGUUGCCUUGCUCAAAUAUUCCGGCCUACUGAAACUUCUCGGUCCUAAGAAGUAUGGCGGUGGCGAACAGCCCUGGAGUGUUGGAUAUAAGGCUAUUAGAGAGGUUGCAAAGGCCGAUGGAUCUAUCGGCAUGCUGCUUGGUUACCACCUCCUCUGGUCUACCACCGCAAAUGUGGUCGGCACACCUGAACAAGCCGAUCGAACCCAUCAGUUGAUCAUUACAAACAACUACUUUGUAGGUGGUGCAGUGAACCCCCGCGACAGUGAUUUGAAGAUUACGGCGGAUGGAGACAACAUUGUUUUCAGCGGAAACAAGUUCUUCAACACUGGUGGUGUUGUGUCUGACCUGACAGUCCUUGAGGGUGUUCUGGACGGCACUCAGGAUCAUAUAUUUGCCCUGGUCAAGACCCAACAGCAUGGCAUUCAGUUUGCGCACAACUGGCACAAUAUCGGGUUGCGGCUUACCGAGUCUGGGGGCGUCAAGAUCGACAAUGUCCGGGCACCGUGGACAGACGCAUUAGGAUGGGAUGCAUCGACCAAGCAGCCGCGUGAAGAUACCUUGAAGAUUGCAUUUGCGACCUUACUUCUGCCAACCAUUCAACUCGUCUUCAGCAACUUCUACCUCGGCAUUGCUCUCGGCUCAUUGGAUUUCGCCUCGAAGUAUACCACAACCGCAACACGCGCUUGGCCCUUCGGAGGUGACAACAAGGAAUCGGCAACAGACGAGUUCUACAUCCUGGAACGAUAUGGCAACUUCUUCGCACACCUACGUGCAGCAGAAGCCCUCGCAGAUCAAGCCGGUAAUCAGAUCUCGGGAUUGUAUGCUCGUUAUUCAUCUGAUAAGGCUGCUCUCACACCUCGCGAACGUGGGGAAGUUGCCGAGUGGGUGGCCAGUGUCAAGAUUGUCACCACUGACGUUGGACUGCGGGUCACUUCCGGGGUCUUUGAGGUCACUGGGGCUCGAGCCACUGCAUCGAAGGUCGGCUUGGAUCGAUUCUGGAGAGAUAUCAGGGUCCAUACCCUUCAUGACCCAGUGGCUUAUAAGAACCGGGAAGUGGGGCGAUAUGCGCUGUUGAAUGAAGUGCCGGAGCCCAGUUGGUAUACCUAG
Penicillium canescens is the source of this 1278-nucleotide messenger RNA. RefSeq names its product thermophilic desulfurizing enzyme family protein. The record is from RefSeq and is a predicted model, not a curated record. Lineage: Eukaryota; Fungi; Ascomycota; Eurotiomycetes; Eurotiales; Aspergillaceae. Bases 1 to 1278 code for a protein of 425 amino acids. The transcript is spliced from 3 exons. Gene Ontology annotation, molecular function: flavin adenine dinucleotide binding; 3-methylbutanoyl-CoA dehydrogenase activity. Gene Ontology annotation, biological process: L-leucine catabolic process.